UCCAUGAAGUUGGUUAAGAUGUCGAAGCUCAAACUUUUUCUUAUUCUGUUAUGCUAUACCCUGACAUUGGUAUCCAGCCAGAAGGGCCCUCUUACAAGUGCCACUUUCCAUGUUCAAGAACAUACUGGUCAAUCCUUAAUAUAUCAGUUUGAGAAAACAGACUCCAGGUCUGUAACAUUUGUACUGGACGGUGAAAAAGAUGGUGUCAUCGACAUUCUACCGAAUGAUGGGUUACUGAGGACAACGGGCCCUCUGGACUGGGAGAAGAGACAAGUCCACAGAUUACAGGUGAAAACUGUUGACAACAGAGGAUCUUUAAUUGAAGGUCCGUAUGAUAUUGCUAUAAUAGUAGAUGACAUCAAUAAUUAUGCACCAGCUUUUAACCAGAGCGAGUAUUUUGGUGAAGUCAGAGAACAAUAUAGGACAGGCAGGCCAUUUCUGAAAGUUUUUGCAACGGACAAAGAUGAUCCAAAAACACCCAAUGCUCAGCUUGUCUACAGGAUCAGAACACAGCUCCCAGACCCAGCCAAGGUCCCUUUUUUUCAGAUCAACAAUGUGACGGGCGAAAUUUCCACCACUAUAAAUGGAACUCAGCAUUUGAAGUUCGGGGAUAAGCCGUAUGAACUUGUUUUAGAAGUAUCAGACCUUUCAGAGAGACCCUUUACCGAUAACGCAAAGGUGUAUAUUACCAUAAAUGAAAAUCUGUGGAAACAGCCGGCACCAAUCACCAUCCAGGAAAACUCCACAAUCCCUCAUCCCUACACCAUCACCAAGGUCACAUGGAAUGAUCAGAGCGUCAUUUAUGAACUGCACCAAAGAGAUAAGUUGCCAAGGUUUCCAUUUGCUAUUGAUCAGAAUGGAAAUAUCAAUGUCACAGAACCACUGGACAGGGAGGAGCGGGAACUGUAUGUCUUUUAUGCCUUGGUAAAGAACUUAAAUGGUGUCACUGUAGCAAGACCCCUUCAGAUUGAAGUAACUGUUGAGGACAUCAAUGAUAACCCUCCAGUGUGCCCAGCUGCCGAGACAGUUUUUGAAUUCCAGGAAAAUGAAAUUAUUGGAGCCUUUAUAGGUAAGCUGGAAGCUUCUGAUAUGGAUGACCCCGACUCUACAAAUGCAGUGCUAAGAUAUAAAAUUCUGGAACAAUGGCCUCAUACAACAGGAAACCUGUUCCGAAUCACCUCGUACGAUGGUGAAAUUCAACUGAAUAGUGCCGACAUAGAUAUUCAGAAAGACAGCCAGUAUAGGCUAAAAGUGGAGGUGACAGAUGAAGGGAAGCCUUCUCUCAAUACAAGUUGUUGGGUGGUAAUAAAUGUGAUUGAUAUCAAUGACAACAUUCCCAUAUUUGAGAGUUCUGAUUAUCGGAAUGUGACAAUUCCAGAAAACGUUGCUUUGCAUACAUUGAUAAAGGAAAUCCAGGCCACAGAUGCUGAUGUGCCAAGAACUGGAAGCUCUGCUAUUGAUUACAUUGUAGACCAGGGAGAUCCGGAUAAAAGGUUCACAAUUGAAACAGAUCCAGAUACUAGUCGUGGAUACAUCAGAGUGGCUGCUCCUUUAGACUAUGAGACAUGUAAGGAACAUAAUCUAGUGAUAAAUGCGAGAAAUCCAGAACCCCUGGCUAACGGAAUCACUUACAAUGAAAGCUCCACCACACAUUUAAAGGUCAUUGUCACUGAUGUGGAUGAGAAGCCAGUUUUUGGGAGUCCACUAUACCAAGCACAGGUCUCUGAAGCCACUCCUAUUGGAACCAGUUUAAUGCAGAUAGAUGGCUUUGAUCCUGAAGGCGAUGAGAUUCGGUUUUCAUUGAAAGGAAAUAAAUAUAAUUGGCUUAAAAUUAAUGAAAAAACUGGAGUAAUCUACAGCGACGCCAACAUGGACCGUGAACGGGAAGCCCAUUACAGGGUGGAUGUAAUUGCUGCAGAGUCAAGAAAUCCUCAAAUGAGUUCAUCCGUAGUUUUCCAUUUGUACCUGGAUGACGUCAAUGACAAUUAUCCCUAUUUAGCCAAAGACUAUUACGAAGAUUUCUUUGCCUGUGAUCCACUGACAAAAGCUGAGUCCUUUGUAUUCAGUGCGGUAGAUGAUGACGAGCCUCUUCACGGCAUGUCAUUGAAAUUUCGUCUCGGUGGUGAUCAAAAUACAGCAAAUGACUGGGACGUUCAGUAUGUGAAUAGAUCUUUUGCCCGUCUGGCCAUGAAGCAUUCAAAUUUUCCAAAGGGUAUCAUCUAUGUCCCAGUAAUCAUUAGGGACAAUGGACGGCCACCAUUAGAAGCCAAUGUUUCUGUUCCAGUUCGUAUAUGCACUUGUACCUCUAACAAAAAGUGCGAGGGUGAUCCACUAAAUAAUCCACCGAUAUCAAACAUUGGACUGGCUCUUGGAAUUUUAUUUGGGACCCUGGCAGUAAUAGGUAUAAUAAUUGCAGUUGUUUUCGUAUCAAUCAACAAAAAGAAGAAGAAGGCCGGUGUUGCCAUCAAUGCUGCUGAGACUGUAAACCUGAGCUCCUGAGAGAACUUGUUGAAAAUUUUUAAGAUUUCACCAAACACCCCAAAGUUCCAUUUUAUAGAUGAAAUGAGGCACUUAUUUAAGCAUGCUAAAAGGAAGCUUUUUACUGUGGAUGUUUAUACUUUGAAAAUGAUGUGUUUAA
Hyla sarda is the source of this 2638-nucleotide messenger RNA. It is a transcript of the gene CDH17, whose product is annotated as cadherin 17. Bases 4 to 2499 code for a protein of 831 amino acids. The record is from RefSeq and is a predicted model, not a curated record. Gene Ontology annotation, biological process: calcium-dependent cell-cell adhesion; cell-cell junction assembly; adherens junction organization. Gene Ontology annotation, molecular function: calcium ion binding; cadherin binding. Gene Ontology annotation, cellular component: plasma membrane; catenin complex; adherens junction. The transcript has 17 exons. NCBI's taxonomy places the organism in Eukaryota, Metazoa, Chordata, Amphibia, Anura, Hylidae.